Nomascus leucogenys (northern white-cheeked gibbon) is the source of this 1179-nucleotide messenger RNA. It is a transcript of the gene CXCL3, whose product is annotated as C-X-C motif chemokine 3. Gene Ontology annotation, molecular function: CXCR chemokine receptor binding; chemokine activity. Gene Ontology annotation, biological process: antimicrobial humoral immune response mediated by antimicrobial peptide; neutrophil chemotaxis; inflammatory response. The record is from RefSeq and is a predicted model, not a curated record. Gene Ontology annotation, cellular component: extracellular region. NCBI's taxonomy places the organism in Eukaryota, Metazoa, Chordata, Mammalia, Primates, Hylobatidae.
UCCUUCGGGACUCGGGAUCCAUCUGGAGCUCCGGGAAUUUCCCUGGCCGGUCGCUCCGGGCUUUCCAGUCUCAACCAUGCAUAAAAAGGGUUCGCCGACCUUGGGGAGCCACAGAGCCCGGGUCGCAGGCACCUCCCCGCCAGCUCUCCCGCUUCUCGCACAGCUUCCCGACCCGCCUGCUGAGCCCCAUGGCCCACGCCGCGCUCUCCGCAGCCCCCAGCAAUCCCCGGCUCCUGCGGGUGGCGCUGCUGCUCCUGCUUCUGGUGGCCGCCGGCCGGCGCGCAGCAGGAGCGUCCGUGGUCACUGAACUGCGCUGCCAAUGCUUGCAGACACUGCACGGAGUUCACCUCAAGAACAUCCAAAGUGUGAAUGUGAAGUCCCCAGGACCCCACUGCGCCCAAACCGAAGUCAUAGCCACACUCAAGAAUGGGCAGAAAGCUUGUCUCAACCCCGCAUCCCCUAUGGUUAAGAAAAUCAUCGAAAAGAUACUGAACAAGGGGAGCACCAACUGACAGGAGAGAAGUAAGAAGCUUAUCAGCAUAUCAUUGACACUUCCUGCAGGGUGAUCCCUGCCCUUACCAGGGCUGAAAAUGAAAAAGAGAACAGCAGCUUUCUAGGGACACCUGGAAAGGACUUAAUGUGUUUGACUAUUUCUUAUGAGGGUUCUACUUAUUUAUGUAUUUAUUUUUGAAAGCUUGUAUUUUAAUAUUUUACGUGUUGUUAUUUAAAGAUGUGAGUGUGUUUCAUCAAACAUAGCUCAGUCCUGAUUAUUUAAUUGGAAUAUGCUGGGUUUUAAAUGUGUCAUUAAACUAAUAUUUAGUGGGAGACCAUAAUAUGUCAGCCACCUUGAUAAAUGAUAGGGUGGGGAAUUGGAGGGUGGGGGAUUGAAAUGCAAGCAAUUAGUGGAUCACUGUUAGGGUAAGGGAAUGUAUGUACACAUCUAUUUUUUAUACUUUUUUUUUAAAAAAGAAUGUCAAUUGUUAUUUAUUGAAAUUAUCUCACAUUAUGUGUUCAACAUUUUUAUGCUGAAGUUUCCCUUAGACAUUUUAUGUCUUGCUUGUAGGGCAUAAUGCCUUGUUUAAUGUUCAUUCUGCAGUGUUUCUCUUUCCCUUGGAAAAGAGAAGUUACCAUUACUGUUACAUUUGUACAAAUGACAUGAUAAUAAAAGUUUUAUGAAAA